UCGAUUCCGCCGGAAGAGCGCCCCUAACCGUGGCGUUGACGAAUUUUUCGAAUUUUUCAGAACUCGAUUCAAGAACGAUACAGUCCCCGCAACAAACAGCGAGCCGAGAUAACAGUUGACCUUCGGCCCUCUGGGUACACAGUUGAUUAUUAAGAUAGCCGGUCUUUCUUUUUUUCUAUCGUUGAAACUUUUUCCCUGGCCGUAGCUGAGCGUGUUUUCAAUUCGCGUCACGUUUCCCGCCACUAGCGUUCACCUCUAUGAUCUCAUGCGCGACGAGAUUGUAUCGAAUGUCACACGGGUAGAAGACGAGGCACGUAGAAACAAGAUGGCAAUGCCUUUUCGGGGAACACCGCAAGCCCGUUCGUUCACGAAUCGUCCAUUACCUGAACUGUGUCGCCUGAAUUGAAUCCGAUGGCGGAAUCAGUAACGUUGCGUCACGUUUUUCCAUAAUCGGAAUAACAACAUCGGCACCAUUGUUCCUUUCGUACUGUAAGAAACGCGUGCAAUCAUCGGUGAUUGGACACUGGUAAACGGGAACUGUUAUUCUCCACCCUCCCCACGAAUUUGCGCCACUUUCAAAGUACACCGAGCCGCGCACUCGUGAUAUUUUUCGUUCGUUUUGGUGGACAGUAAGAAAUCGUUCGCGGAAAUGACGAAGACGGAACGAGUGAAGUACUAUGCGCUCUUAACCGAUUCUUUCCCAUACAGGACUGUCCGGUGUUUAACGUUGUUGGCACGAGAAUAUCUCCUUCCAAUGGGUAUUGAUUUUCAUUGAAACAAUGGCUCGUUGACGAAAAACAUUUUCGUUGGCACCGACCGAAUAUUUGGCAACUGUCAGUUGAAUAAGAAUCGAGUACUUUAAAUGGUGCCCUCUGUUCUUACGCCUGAUAUUUUUCAGGAUCGUUAGACUGAAAACUCACGGAUAGCUCGUAUGUUCGCAUAAUCCGUGGAGUGUGUUUAACCUCCGUAAACUUUAUGUUGUUUCCUGAUACUCUAUGAAAGUUUAAGUAGAUUCUUUCGAUAGCUUAUCGAUAAGAAAUGACCGUGUGGGAGAGACUGCGGAAUCCCUGUGGCUGGAGAUCCGGUGCUAAGCAAAUUUCAGUCGAUGCCAUAAUACCGAUCUUUGCGGUUCCAACAUUGGCGGUUAUAGCUGCACAAACAGUUCUAUGCACUUUAAUUAUAUUCAUCACUACCCCGUUGCUGGUGUACUAUCUGCACCACAAUUUCCUGAGAUUUCUGCUACGUACGAAAUUCUUUUUAAUGUGGACUAUUACAAGUGUUAUCAUGUUGAUGUUGAUCUUUGAAGUCAGCGUCGUACCACUAUUAGAGAUCUUGCCAGAAGAGAAUUUAGUGUUUAUACUUUGUGUGGUGGGAGGCAUAUUCUGUGGCUACAAGAGUAGACUGAACGCAGACUUUGCAGCGCAAGAAAGUUCUUUGACUCAAGGUUUAGAACUUGGAGAAGGAAGCGGGGAACUUUGCAUUACGUGUAGAAGGAGAGCACCUCCGAAAGCUCAUCACUGUAGAAUGUGUCAGACGUGCAUUCUGAAUAGGGAAUAUCAUUGUAAAUGGUUGGAUUGUUGCAUAGGUUCCAGUAAUUUGAGAUGGUAUCUAGGAUGCUUGUUCUUCUCAGCCAUAGCUUUUAUCUAUGGCUCCAAUUUAACCAUGACUACCGUUUGCCAUCCGUUUAUAUUUAUUGGUACUGUCCUUUUACCAGACGACUGCAGUGACNNNNCAUAUUGUUCCAGCAUUGCCCUCUGCUUCAUCUCGGCACUCUACAGCCUACUGGUUGGUAUGGUGGUUCUUUUCUAUUUAAUAUAUCAUCUUUGGUUAAUAUACCUUGGUACAACAUCGAACGAACGACGCCUCCUCGAAGCUGGAAGCCAAUACGAUCAGGGGAUAUUAAAAAUCGUAUCCCGAUUAUUUUGCUGCAAAACUUAGAUACUAAAUGUAGACUAGAUUAUUAAAUUUAAUUUGUAUGGAUGGUGAUACUUUGCAUUGCGCAGAGGAUAUUUAAAAAUCUGAAACAAUGAGGCCAGAACAUCAGGCGGUACGUGAAUUAUAAUAUUCACUUCAAUAUUAGUUCAAGCACACUUUUCUCUAUUUAUAUUCUUUAAUUUUUUUUUCCCCAUUCUUGACCGAUUUUUUUUCUCUUUUUUUUAUAGUAGCAAACCAACUCGUACAUAAGCUAUCGCUAGUAAUAUCGAACUCCGAAGUAACAUAUCGUAAUGCAAAAGGGUUGCUCUCAGUUACUGUGCUGGUUACUUUCAUUUCAUUAUUGCGCACAUUAUUUAUAUACUUAUUGUAACUGUGAUAAAGUGGCCAUUGUACGAUCAUCGCAAUAAAUUAUAUUAAUCAAUUGUGUAUAGUACAUCUAAGGUCUAAGCAUUACUGAUGUUCACAUCUUUUUUAUGGAAGAAAAUAAUAUAAAAUCAAUAAUAGCUUUUGUGUUACAUAACUUUCGUCGUCUACACUGUACAGUUUUCUUAUUCGUGAUCUCUAGAAACUAACUUCAAUCUUCAAGCGCAACGCCCCGUUGUUUGGGAUUAAAGUCGGGAAUCACUGUCUGCACCAGUUGCCUCAAUUCGUUUCUUCUUUUCUCGCUUUCUGUAAUAUCCGCGGCAAUCGCGAGGUACCUCCUCCACGUAAAGAGGUACCUCCGCUUCAGUUGAUUUACAUAGUGUCUGCCAGCCAGCUCCUCGUUUCUUUCGCGUUCCGCUUUCAGUUCUAAGGUUACCGUUCGCCAUAGCGCAAAGUACCUAUCCAGCAGCUUUAUCUCGCAGAAGUCGGUGGCAACUUGAUAUUUCAGGUUCUCCUCUUUCACCAUCCGCCUCCAUUCCCCGAACGCACUUAUCGUCAAACGUUUAUUGUAAACAGACUCUGCGAUCGUGAUCCUCGCUAGCAAUUCCGCUUCGGUUUCUCUUCUCCAGGCGACGAAUAUCUUCCUCGUUAGAGUCUCCCUGUAAUGAUCGUCCGCUUUCCUCACGUUACUUUUCUUCCGUUCGACGAGCGCGAUCAACGGCUCGAUUAAAUAACGCCUCAACAGGUACCGCCGGUAGAACUGGUCGGCGAUAUUGUUCAGCCUGUUAUGCCGCUCUAUUUCGCGCAGACGAUUCUGCUCCUGUUCCCGUCGAAGCCUCCUAGCCUCCGCCGCGGCCUGUUAACAAACGCGUAAGAAGCAACGUCCCAUCGCGACCGAUCGCAUAAAAAGCGCAGCCACGAACGAGAUAAGAGCGUCUGCGAGGUGAAAUUAAACUUGUGACACUUAGUACGGCGUUAAUAUACUCUGACCCCUUAUUUUAUCUGACCUCUUGUUGCAAUCUCCUCUUCUUCUGCUCCUCCUCUAGCCUAGCAGCCUCUUCUCUCAUCUUCUGCUCCUCCAGUUUCCUCCUGCGCGACUCUUCCGCCAGUUUCACCCUCUCCCGCCUCGCCUCUGCUCGCGCCUCCAUUCUCAAUAAAAAUUUCGGAGCACCCGGCGCUUGGUGGGGCACCGUUAAGCUUUCGUCCCUUUGUUGUUCAAAAACGGAACUGUUAGACCAUUUCUAUGCACUCAUAGCGCAUCAAAGAAUACAGCAAAGCGAACAGUUGGAAAUGCAAUGACAUCCCCAUUUCACUUCGAAUCGCUUCCGCAGUAGCUAAAUUCUCGAUUACCUGUAACCAGCCUGUUGCAUCAACUGAAUCAGCGUCCUCCUCGUCAUCUUCCCGCAAUGGGUCAGCGUCUCUUUCACCACGUGCACCGUCUCUUUGCUCGACCUGUAGAUCUCCUUCUGCGUCUCUCUCAGCUUCAGCUCCUCGAUGAUCUUGUUCUGCUCCGCCAGCUUCGCUCUCUGGCUCUCUAUGAUCUUCUUCUGCGCGCUCAGACGGCUCUGCGCCGGCGAUUCCGCGGCGACAGCUUUGAAAACAGUGCUUCUCCUCCUCGUCACCGUGUCGAAUUCUCUGGCGGCUGGACCGUCGUCCUUGCCCCUCGGUUUCUUGGUCCUCAUCAGCUCCUUCUGAUGCUCCGUGAUCGCGUUGAUGAACAACUCGAUCUUCCGCUCCUCGGAGACCCUCGGAUCCUCCUUUUCUUCCUGCGCGUCGUUGGUCUCGUUCCUCAGACGCGUCCUCCAGAUGUCGAAGUACUUCCUCGUGAUCCUCGAGGUCACGCUCUGCUGGAUCUUCGUCUUGAUGUCCCUCAGCCGGCGCUCCUCUUCGGCGUUACUUCUCAGAGCGUCGAAGCAUUUCCUCAGAACGUCCAAUCGCUGCAGUUCCGCUUCCGAGUUAGGCUUGUCCGUGAUUGUCACCUUGAUGCUUCCCAAGGGUGGCUCCGAAUUUUCUACCUUCUCGUCAUUCAACGCGGAGUCAGCCUUCGGCAGCAUACUCUUUUUCCAAGGAGCGUCCGCCAGUCUGUCCUGGCUGCUCCUUUCUGUGUCCUCGGAUAUCUGCAAUGUUUUUCAUAGACUCUCAAUGAAAAUAACUCAGUCGUCCAUCGGUCGCGCGAGACGGAGACCAACCUUACGUUUGGCUCUCCUGCAGGCACUCCAAAAUUCCUCGUCGUCCGACGGCGCGAAGGUCCUCCUCUUGCACGUGUAGGGUCUCGAGAACUUCGGCCGACUCCUCAGCACCUCCAUUUCGAAUCUCUUCAGCUCCCUCUCCAGGAAUCGCUGCUGCUUCUUCAUAUACGACUUCGCGUCCUCCUCCUCCGUGAACAAUCUACGAACCGGAAAUUCCUUUCAAGAAAAACGCUCUUUCCCCUCGAUCGAGACAGCGUCGUACCUCUUUGCCUCCGCCAAGACGGAGCAUUUCGUCGGCGAGACGGACAAAUCCUCGCGAAGUAUCCGGUGCCUCGCGUCCAUGAUCAAAUUCGGAUCGAGGAAGCUCUUCUCCUCGUCCCGUAUCAUUCGAAGCUUCUCCGAGGGGUGGAAAAUAUCUGUCUUCAUCAUCCGGUCCAACAGAUCGGUCAGCUCCGCGCGUAUCAUCGUGGAUUUCGUAUUUUCGGCGGAAUCGCUGUUCCGUUCGUCGGGAGCGUUGUACAGGUCUCUUGUUGACACGUUGUUGUUUCGUUGUUAAGGAAAGUUAUGAAAGAUACUGGCUGUACACGCAGCUGUGCCUUCCCGACCCCAUUCAUAAAUCAGGGGGUGGAAGCAAGCGGUAUGGGGGUGGCAGGACGCUAUCGACUUGUUUCGUCCUGAAAAAUAUGUACGCCGUAUGUUUUAGCGUUACAGCUCCUGUAUAUGUAUUAAAGUAUCGUUUGUAGUAGAAAUUUCUCAAUUGAGAUUAUUUAUGGUUGAAUCGCAGUAAUGACUGUUGUAUAUAUCCGGCAGCCUGAAGGUUUUCUGUAUGCAAUAUAUUCAAUGAUUUUUACAAUAGUUGGCUUGAUUAAACGCGUAUCACCGGGGCUAGUGUAAUAAAAUGCAGUAAAAGUAAAUUAAGCAUAAUUGUAUAUUAUUGAUAAACGAGCGUAUAAAUCGAUGAAUAUU
Messenger RNA from Nomia melanderi (Alkali bee), 5453 nucleotides. NCBI's taxonomy places the organism in Eukaryota, Metazoa, Arthropoda, Insecta, Hymenoptera, Halictidae. The record is from RefSeq and is a predicted model, not a curated record.